AUGGGGGCGAGGUUCCAGUCUGCGUGCCUGAUUAUGGUGUGUGUUAUUCUGGGUCGAGUGGACAGCGUGCCUAUUAGUCAGUUUUAUCCUUUUGGUUCGCUAACGGGGGAUCAAAUCUUAGGACCCGGUGAUGAUAUUAGCAGUAACGAGAUUCGUCUGGAGGAGAACGUGGUUUUCUUCAACACCUCGUACCGCACCAUUUACGUUAAUCUGAACGGCCAUGUAUCGUUUGACACGGAGGUGCCGGACUAUCGAGCUGAGCUGGAGAUUCCAUUAAACCUCCCAGUAAUUGCUGUACUGUUUGCUGAUGUAGAUACCAGAGGGACUGGGCAAGUCUUCUACAGAGCAACCUCAGACGCCAGCCUCAUCCAGAGAGCUGCCAAGGACAUACGAGCUGUAAGUUGGAGGAUUUUGCUGUUACACACCCUAGUAAACACUUUCCAACUAGUGAUAACAACAAACGGUAAGGACUCUUUCGCAUUCUUCCACUACCUGGAUAAUGGGAUCCAGUGGACCUCGUCCCAGGGCAAGUUUGUGCCUCUGUACAAUGACAAGCCAGCACAGGCUGGAAUCGAUGGGGGAGAGGGUCUUUUCUAUAAACUCCCGGGAUCUGCAGAUACAGUGUCUUUUGUCAAUGGUUCUAAUGUAAACAUUCCUGGAGUUUGGAUGUUCCAAAUUGGCAACACAGGAAGGGGCAACAUUAGGCCUGCAGAUUACAGCAUUGCAGAAGUGACUGUGUUUGAUGUGGAUGCUGCCGGCAAGGACAGCUGUUUCCAGACCUCCAACAUCUGCCAUGCUAAUGCUCAGUGUAUCGAUCACAGGGGUGGCGUCUGCUGUGUGUGUGUGCCGCCCCAUUUUGGAAAUGGAUUCCACUGCUUGGAACCUGGUGUCCCCCAAAAGCUGAAUGGACCUGUCCAUGGAAGUCUCAAUGGAGUAGCUCUGGAUGAUAAUUUGCUGAUGCAUACAUAUGUAGUAACAGCUGAUGGGAGAACCUACAGUGCCAUCUCCAAGGUGCCCCCAACUCUGGGAGCAGGUCUGCAGACUUUGAACUCCAUUGGUGGAGUCAUUGGCUGGCUGUUUGCUGUUCCCAUGAAUGCCAGGGCAAAGAAUGGAUACACUUUUACAGGGGGGAUUUUCAACAGAACAGCUCGGAUAACAUUCAAGUCAGCAGACAGAGGGGAUUAUGUUGUCAGACUUUACCAGGUUUUUUCAGGACAUGACAGCCAAAACAAUAUCCUUAUGGAAACAAGACUUGAGGGUAACAUGCCAGAUAUUCCCAUUGGAGCUACAGUUUCUGUCGAUGAUUAUAAUGAGAACUACAAGAGAACAGCGCCAGGAACUAUCAAGUCGUUCGUAGCUCGCACAUACAGAGUCAAUGAUGUUGCAUACCAGUACUCGUGGGACAAUACAAUAACCUUCAAUGAAUGUGACACUGGGGAGUUUACAUCUACCAAUGAUGUCAUGAGACUGUCAGUGUCACGACAUUAUGUCAAACACAGUGAGCAAGAUAAGGUUGUCAGAUAUGCCAUGACAUCAAAAGUUGGACUGUUUGCAGGAACUGAUCCUUGUUCUGAAGCUUCUCAAGUCUGUGCUGAGAAUGCAGACUGUGUCCCUCUUGGUGACUCGUACAGAUGUGUUUGCAAAACUGGGUAUUCCGGGGAUGGUAGGCUCUGUGAGGAUGUUGAUGAAUGCCAGAUGCGAACUUGUGACCCUAAUGCACAAUGUUAUAAUCUUCCUGGCUCGUUCCAGUGUCGGUGUUCACCUGGCUACUCAGGAGAUGGUCGUGUCUGUAGAGCUGAUGUGAGACUGUGUGGUCAGAAUGUCUGUGACAGACAUGCUCGAUGUACUUAUGCACCAGAUACUCAACAGCCUCGCUGUGAGUGUAAUCCUGGUUUCCAAGGAGAUGGUGUCAGAUGUGCUGCAACAGAGGUCAGCUGUAACGAGGCAGACAUUUGUGGAGACAAUGCUGAGUGCUUGUAUGAUGAGAAUCUCAGACAGUACUACUGUGAAUGUAUGGAUGAGUUCAGUGGGGAUGGCUUUUCUUGUGAGAAAACUACAAAUGGAUGCAGUGACUGUGAUAGAUUCGCACAAUGCGUCCUUGACAGCAGCAGAAACACAUAUGUGUGUCAGUGUGAUGCCGGUUAUACGGGCAAUGGACAUCAGUGCACUCUGAUUGAUACCUGCGCCGACUGUGAUGCUAAUGCCAGGUGCUCCUUCAUUGAAGAGGAAAGUGAUUAUCAGUGCAUCUGCGUUCGGGGAUACAAAGGUGAUGGGAAAACAUGUGAGCUGCGAGACUGCAGGGAAGAUCCAACCAUGUGUGACUCAAAGGGCAGCAUCUGCUGGCUGGAUGUAGACAGAAACAUCAGCAUUUGUCGGUGUAAUUAUGGUUACAGAGCGGCCCCUCAGCCAGGCUGUGAUGUAGCUUAUGACUGUGAUGUCAACGCCCGGUGUGUACCGGAUGCUGCCAGUCCCAGCCGCUUCACCUGCAAGUGUAAUCCAGGUUACCACGGCGAUGGCAAAGUGUGCCUACAAAGAUUUGUCCCAUGCAACCAGGUCAACAACUGCGACCGAAACGCUGAAUGUCUCUAUGACCCUGACAUUCUCUCCUACACCUGUCGCUGUAGCAGAGGCUACGAGGGAGAUGGACUUGUAUGUACAAGGAGGGAGAUUAUUGAUUGUCGUCGCAACCCUGGGUUGUGUUCGGCUGAUGCAGAAUGCGUCCAGGGAGCAGAGGAAGGGUACGUCUGUGUGUGCCGGCCAGGGUUUCGAGGAGAUGGAGCUUCGUGUAGUCCUGUGGUUCGUGAAGGCAACUACCUGAUUUAUGCACAGGGCACUAAAGUUAUGCGGGUUUCCACGGAUCCCAGACCUGGAGACUAUGGUCAGCAGCUGGUCUACAUACCAGGAUCCCUGGCAGUAGGGGUUGACAUUGAUUGCCAGGAAGGAGAUAUCUACUGGACAGAUGCUGCAAUAGGGGUCAUAAGACGAGCCAAGCUAAACGGUUCCGGAGUGGAGGUCAUCGUAACCGGUCUAAAGUCACCUGAAGGUGUUGCCGUCGACUUUGUGGCCAGGAAUUUGUUCUUCACCGACUCGGAGCUGGAUAUUCUACAGGUGUCAAGGCUUGAUGGGUCCAACCGGAAAACAUUGGUCAGUACUGACAUGGUCAACCCAAGGGCUGUUGUUCUGGACAUCAACAGAGGGGUUGUCUUCUGGACUGACUGGAACCGAAACCGGCCACAGAUUGAGAAAAUCAGCAUGGAUGGUAGCCAGAGGAUGGUGCUUGUGGAGCAGGACCUGAGACUGCCUAAUGGACUGGCAUUCGAUACAUUUUCACAAACACUGUGCUGGGGGGAUGCCGGAACACACAGCAUUGAGUGUAUCCGCUCGGAUGGAAUCGGCAGACGUGUUGUGUAUGACAAAGCAGCCUACCCUUUUGAUAUUGUUGUACUUAAUAAUAUUGUUUACUGGACGGACUGGGAAAGGAAGGACAUACCCAACAUUAACCAGAGUGGAGGUGAAACGAACAAGCCGCUGACCCAAGCCAUAGGAGGAAAUGGCCGUUUGUACGGAAUCACAGCAGUCAAGGACCAGUGUCCUAGAGCCAGAAACCCAUGCGGACUCAACAACGGGGGCUGCAAGUUCCUCUGCUUGGCUUCAGCAAAUGGUGGUCGAGUAUGCUCUUGUCCCGAUGGAGUGGACCCAAGAAUUUGUCAGCAAUAG
Candidula unifasciata is the source of this 3717-nucleotide messenger RNA. The record is from the annotation of a GenBank genome assembly. NCBI's taxonomy places the organism in Eukaryota, Metazoa, Mollusca, Gastropoda, Stylommatophora, Geomitridae.